AAACUAGAAAAUCUAGAAGAAAUGGAUAAAUUCCUUGACAAAUACACCCUCCCAAGACUAAACCAGGAAGAAGUUGAAUCUCUGAAUAGACCAAUAACAGGCUCUGAAACUGUGGCAAUAAUCAAUAGCUUACCAACCAAAAAGAGUCCAGGACCUGAUGGAUUCACAGCCGAAUUCUACCAGAGGUACAAGGAGGAACUGGUACCAUUCCUUCUGAAACUAUUCCAAUCGAUAGAAAAAGAGGGAAUCCUCCCUAAAAAAUGUUUAUGAUCAGACCAUUUUGGGGAAAUGAGCCAAAUGUGUCUUUUAAGUAUGUUCUUGUUACUGAUUGUCAGAAAGCUUGUUUUGAGACUACAGCUUGGACUAAAUUCAGUCAUCUGGCUAUCUGGGGAAGCACGCUGACCAGUCUGGUGUUCUUUGGCAUCUACUCAGCCAUCUGGUCCACCAUUCUCAUUGCCCCAAAUAUGAGAGGACAGAUCUCCUGCAGUUUCCUGGAGGUCCAAUCCAGAUGCUGUUUGCUUGGGUAUCACCAGCAGAGGCUGCAGAAUAGCAAAGAUUGCUGCCUACUUCUUCCUCUGAAAGCUUCAUCCCAGUGGGGCACCGGCCUGAUGCCAGCCAGAGCUAUCCUGUAUGAGGUGUCUGUCAACCCCUGUAGGGAGGUCUCUACCUCCUGGGAGGGUAAGAAUCCUCCUGGGAGGGUAAUAAUCAUCCUGAGAGGGUACCGCUUAAAUCUAAGUCAAGAUGAAAUAAAACAAGAAGUAGAGGACUAUCUUCCUUCGUUUUGUAAAUGGGCAGGAGAUUUCAUGCAUAAAAACACUUCGACUGACUUCCCUCAGAUGCAGCUCUCUCUGCCAAGUGAUAACAGUAAGGGUAAUUCAACAUGUAACAUUGAAGUCGUGAAACCAAUGGAUAUUGAAGAAAGCAUUUGGUCCCCUAGGUUUGGAUUGAAAGGCAAAAUAGAUGUUACAGCUGGUGUGAAAAUACAUCAAGGGUAUCAAACGAAAUACAAGAUAAUGCCGCUGGAACUUAAAACUGGCAAAGAAUCAAAUUCUAUUGAACACCGUAGUCAGGUUGUUCUGUACACUCUCCUAAGCCAAGAGAGAAGAGCUGAUCCAGAGGCUGGCUUGCUUCUCUACCUCAAGACUGGUCAGAUGUACCCUGUGCCUGCCAACCAUCUAGAUAAAAGAGAAUUAUUAAAGCUAAGAAACCAGAUGGCAUUCUUGUUGUUUCACCGUAUUAGCAAAUCUGCUACUAGACAGAAGACACAGCUUGCUUCUCUGCCACAAAUAAUUGAGGAAGAGAAAACUUAUAAAAAUUGUUCACAAAUUGGCAAUUGUGCUCUUUAUAGCAGAGCAGCUGAACAACAGAUGGAUGGUAGUUCAGUCCCAAUUGUGAUGCUGCCCAAAACAGAAGAAGAAACCCAGCAUCUGAAGCAAACACACUUAGAAUAUUUCAGCCUUUAGUGUCUAAUGUUAACCCUGGAGUCACAAUCGAAGGAUAAUAAAAAGAAUCACCAAAAUAUCUGGCUAAUGCCUGCUUCGGAAAUGGAGAAGAGUGGCAGUUGCAUUGGAAACCUGAUUAGAACGGAACAUGUAAAGAUAGUUUGUGAUGGGCAAUAUUUGCAUAAUUUCCAUCGUAAACAUGGUGCCAUACCUGUCACAAAUCUAAUGGCAGGUGACAGAGUUAUUGUAAGUGGAGAAGAAAGGUCACUGUUUGCUUUGUCUAGAGGAUAUGUGAAGGAGAUUAACAUGACAACAGCAACUUGUUUAUUAGACAGAAACUUGUCGGUCCUUCCAGAAUCAACUUUGUUCAGAUUAGACCAAGAAGAAAAAAAUUGUGAUAUAGAUACCCCAUUAGGAAAUCUUUCUAAAUUGAUGGAAAACACGUUUGUCAGCAAAAAACUUCGAGAUUUAAUUAUUGACUUUCGUGAACCUCAGUUUAUAUCCUACCUUAGUUCUGUUCUUCCACAUGAUGCAAAGGAUACGGUUGCCUGCAUUCUAAGGGGUUUGAAUAAGCCUCAGAGGCAAGGGAUGAAAAAGGUGCUUCUUUCAAAAGACUACACACUCAUCGUGGGUAUGCCUGGGACAGGAAAAACAACUACGAUAUGUACUCUCGUAAGAAUUCUCUACGCCUGUGGUUUUAGUGUUUUGUUGACCAGCUAUACACACUCUGCUGUUGACAAUAUUCUUUUGAAGUUAGCCAAGUUUAAAAUAGGAUUUUUGCAUUUGGGUCAGACUCAGAAGGUUCAUCCAGCUAUCCAGCAAUUUACAGAGCAAGAAAUUUGCAGAUCAAAGUCCAUUAAAUCCUCAGCUCUUCUAGAAGAACUCUACAAUAGUCAACUUAUAAUUGCAACAACAUGUAUGGGAAUAAACCAUCCAAUAUUUUCCCAUAAAAUUUUUGAUUUUUGUAUUGUAGUUGAAGCCUCUCAAAUUAGCCAACCAAUUUGUCUGGGCCCCCUUUUUUUUUCACGGAGAUUUAUGUUAGUGGGGGACCAUCAGCAGCUUCCUCCCCUGGUGCUAAACCGUGAAGAAAGAGCUCUUGGCAUGAGUGAAGGCUUAUUCAAGAGGCUGGAGCAGAAUAAGAAUGCUGUUGUACAGUUAACCGUGCAGUACAGAAUGAACAAUAAAAUUAUGUCCUUAAGUAAUAAGCUGACCUACGAGGGCAAGCUGGAGUGUGGAUCAGACAAAGUGGCCAAUGCAGUGAUAAACCUACCUCUUAAAGAUGUGAAGCUGGAACUGGAAUUUUAUGCUGACUAUUCUGAUAAUCCUUGGCUGAUGGGAGUAUUUGAACCCAGCAAUCCUGUUUGUUUUCUUAAUACAGACAAGGUUCCAGCGCCAGAACAAGUUGAAAAAGGUGGUGUGAACAAUGUAACAGAAGCCAAACUCAUAGUUUACCUAACCUCCAUUUUUGUUGAGGCUGGAUGCAAUCCCUCUGAUAUUGGUAUUAUUGCACCGUACAGGCAGUAAUUAAAGAUCAUCAAUAAUUUAUUGGCACAUUCUUCUACUGGGAUGGUCGAAGUUAGUACAGUAGAUAAAUACCAAGGAAGGGACAAAAGUAUUGUCCUGGUAUCUUUUGUUAGAAGUAAUAAGGAUGGAACUGUUGGUGAACUCUUGAAAGAUUGGCAAUGUCUUAAUGUUGCUAUAACCAGAGCCAAACAUAAACUGAUUCUUCUGGGGUGUGUGCCCUCACUAAACUGCUAUCCUCCUUUGGAGAAGCUGCUUAAUCAUUUAAACUCAGAAAAAUUAAUCAUUGAUCUUCCAUCAAGAGAACAUGAAAGUCUUUGCCACAUAUUGGGUGACUUUCAAAGAGAAUAAAACACUAUUUCCCUUGCCUUUUCAUACUAGGGCAGUAUCUCCUCUAGCUAGUGCUUAUACAGAAAAUUCUAUCACCAUACAAAAUUUAAUGCAGUAUUUAUGCUUUUAAGCACAGGUGUACCGAAAACUGUGAAAAAUCUAAAUUUAUGGGUUCUAUACAUGCAUUUUUGCCUGACCUAGAGAAAGAGUUUGAUAGAUUUUUACCAGCUUUGAAGAUGGAUUAACUUUUGACUUUGAGCUUUAAACUUUUAAGUCAGACAUUUCAGGACUAAUUUGAUUUUGUAGAUAACAUUGUAAGAACUUUAUUUGAAAGACUGAAUAAAGGGAUUUGAUUUGUUUUCAUCAUUUAAGCACAGUCUUGUGAUGAUGAUAACAUAAGUGUGAUUCUUUUCUGUAUUUUGAGGUCCCUAAUCCAAAGCCCAUUUUGCUAGGAUUUUUUCUGCUAUCAGAUGUGUUUUCACUCUAAACCUAGUCUUUUAUAACAUGAAUUGAUUACUUCCUGUUAAUUUUCUUUUUUUUUCACUUUUUUUAAUUUAUUUUUUUGCACACAAAACAAUAAACAUUUUCUAAAAAUACAUACAAACAAAAAGAUGCGUAUCAAACAUAUUAGGAAGGUUGCACAUGGGAAGACGGGGAAUAGAAAUGGGAAGUGGGAAUUAAAGAAAAUGAAUGAGAGAGAGACUUUGUAUGGAUCAAUGAUAAUAACUCAAUCCUCUAUUUGACAAAGAAGGAAAAGGAAGAGGAAGAAAAAGAAAGUGGGAUAAAGGAUCAGAAAGGGAGGAAAAUAGAAAAAAUUAGAGUAUGACUCCAGGGUAGACUUGUUUUGUUGUCGCUGGGUUGGUUGGUUGGUUUGUCUGUUGUAUUUUUCAUAUGUUUCGCCAUGUUGGCCAGGCUGGUCUCGAACUCCUAGCCUGAAGUGAUCAACCCGCCUCGGCCUCCCAGAGCGCCGGGACUACAAGCGUGAGCCACCACGUCCAGCCCCCACAUUGCUUCUGGCCUCUGUGGCAGACCUCCCAGACGGGGCCGUCGGGCAGAGGCGCUCCCCACAUCCCAGACAGGGCAGCCGGGCAGAGGGGCUCCUCACUUCCCAGACGGGGCGGCCGGGCAGAGGCACUCCUCACUUCUUCCCAGACGGGGCGGCCGGGCAGAGGCGCUCCUCACUUCCCAGACGGGGUGGCCGGGCAGAGACGCUCCUCACUUCCCAGACGGGGUGGCGGCCGGGCAGAGACGCUCCUCACUUCCCAGACGAUGGGUGGCCGGGCAGAGGCGCUCUUCACUUCCCAGACGGGGCGGCCGGGCUGAGGCGCUCCUCACUUCCCAGACGAUGGGUGGCCGGGUAGAGGCGCUCUUCACCUCCCAGACGAUGGGUGGCCGGGCAGAGGCGCUCCUCACUUCUUCCCAGACGGGGCGGCCGGGCAGAGGCACUCCUCACUUCCCAGACGAUGGGUGGCCGGGUAGAGGCGCUCUUCACCUCCCAGACAAUGGGUGGCCGGGCAGAGGGGCUCCUCACUUCCCAGAUGGGGCGGCCGGGCAGAGGCGCUCCUCACUUCCCAGACGGGGCGGCCAGGCAGAGGCGCUCCUCACUUCCCAGACGAUGGGUGGCCGGGCAGAGGCGCUCCUCACUUCCCAGACGAUGGGUGGCCGGGCAGAGGCGCUCCUCACUUCCCAGAUGGGGCUGCCGGGCAGAGAGGCUUCCCACCUCCCAGACGGGGCGGCGGCCGGGCAGGGGCUGCAAUCUCAGCACCCUGGGAGGCCAAGGCAGGCGGCUGGGAGGCGGAGGCUGCAGGGAGCCACGACCACGCCACCGCACUCCAGCCCAGGCAACACUGAGCACCGAGUGAGCGAGACUCUGUCUGCAGUCCCAGCACCUCGGGAGGCCGAGGCGGGCAGAGCACUCGGGGUCAGGAGCUGCAGACCAGCCUGGCCAACAUGGCGAAACCGCGCCUCCAGGCAAAGGAGAAAAAGCAGGCAGCGGUGGUGGCGCGCGCCAGCAAUCCCAGGCAGCCCGCAGGCCAGGGCAGGAGAAUGACGGGAGCCGGAGGCAGGCGGUCUGCAGUGAGCCGACUAGAUUCCAGCCUGGGCCACAGAGGUAAAAGAAAGGCGAAGGAAGGAAGGGAGGGAGGGAGUCGGAAGGAAGGAAGGAAGGAAGGACUGUUAAUUUUCUAUCCUCCCUUACUAUCCCCCUUUUUUGUUUUCAGUAUUCAGUAUUUUAGAGUAGAUUUUGAUAUAAAAGAAAAUAAUUCGUACAUCAUCUUUUGCAACAAAUUUUGUUUUCUGAAUUGAUAAUAAAUUUAAAAAGUUGAUUCCUAUUUUCACAUAUGUUCAUAUGCCCCUAUGUUUGGGGGUAUCACUCAGUUUUCCUUUUUUGUGUAAAGAUGUUUUGUAAAACAAAAUUGUCUCAAAGUGAUUAUAUUAUAUAUAUAUAUAUAAAGUAACAGAUUUUAACAAAGGUUAAAAGAUUCUUUGGGUAACAGAUUCUUCUGGGGGUUAGAAAUCUUCCGUUUCUCUUGAGGGUUUUUUUUAAUGAAUGUUAAAUAUGUUAAAAUUUUUAUUUCUACCUCAUGUGUUUUUUUAAAUUAUUACUUGAAGUUUUUUAUUUAAUAAAA
Molecule: messenger RNA, 5920 nt
Organism: Symphalangus syndactylus (siamang)
Lineage: Eukaryota; Metazoa; Chordata; Mammalia; Primates; Hylobatidae
Product: DNA replication ATP-dependent helicase/nuclease DNA2-like
Biological process (GO): replication fork reversal
Cellular component (GO): cytoplasm
Molecular function (GO): 5'-flap endonuclease activity; single-stranded DNA helicase activity
Source: RefSeq, a predicted model, not a curated record